CUCUUCCACUUCUUCAGGCGUUAAAGCUGUUCUCUUCUCCCUUUCAUUUGCUUUCCCGUGUCACCUUCCUCGUGAACACUCCACCCUACAUAUUCCAUCGCCGACCGCCGAUCAGAUCUGAAAAAGACAAUGCCGAGGACUGCGUUCUCCAGCUCAAGUAACUGCCCAAGGAUUGAUGUCGCCGUCGACAUGGGGAACCCCUUCCUCAACCGCACCGUCGACGGUUUCCUCAAGAUCGGAGCGGUUGCCGCCUCCAGGGUUGCCGCGGAGGAAACCUUCCACUUUUUGCAGAAAGGGAGCAUUAACAAAGGCAACUUUGAGGAUGCUCUAAAGAGGAUGUGUAAAGAAGGAGCAUACUGGGGAACUGUUUCUGGAGUAUAUGUCGGAGUUGAAUAUGGCAUGGAAAGGGUCCGAGGCACAAAGGAUUGGAAGAAUGCAAUGCUGGGCGGAGCCAUAACUGGAUUGCUCAUUUCUGUGACCAGCAACAACAACAAAGAAAAGGUUUUCAAAGAUGCUAUCACGGCCGGUGCAGUAGCUACCGCCGCCGAGUUUAUCAAUUACCUCACUUGAUCAAGAUCAUCUCGAGUAGCUAGGUUACCACAAUAAGCUAUAGGUCGAAAUGCUUUCAGCUUCUUGUUGCAUUCAAACUCAGAAAGAUUAGAGAGCUGAAUCAAAUGGAAGCUUAAUUAGCUUGCUUCUACAAAUUUGGCAAUUGUAUGUUUACUGCAAGUUCUUAUAUCCAAUAAAAUGGAAAGACUGAGUCAGUUCAUACGACCAAA
Messenger RNA from Zingiber officinale, 779 nucleotides. RefSeq names its product outer envelope pore protein 16, chloroplastic-like. Gene Ontology annotation, biological process: protein import into chloroplast stroma. The record is from RefSeq and is a predicted model, not a curated record. The transcript has 6 exons. The coding region runs from base 130 to 570 and encodes 146 amino acids. Gene Ontology annotation, cellular component: chloroplast outer membrane. Lineage: Eukaryota; Viridiplantae; Streptophyta; Magnoliopsida; Zingiberales; Zingiberaceae. Gene Ontology annotation, molecular function: amino acid transmembrane transporter activity.